AUGCAGGGACUAAAGAUGCUUAGCAUCGUGUUCGCAGCUCUUGCGACGAUAUUAUCAAUUGCGCGGGCAGAGAGUUCUAUCAACUCGUCAUUCGUGUACAACACCGGCCGCACCGGGUCUCUAGCCUUCGCCGUAGUUCCUGUACAAUAUGAUGGAUCGUUAUAUUUCCACCUCGAGGUUCCGGCUGAGUAUAGCUGGGUCGCUAUCGGGACGGGAGAUCAGAUGGCUGGAAGUCUGAUGUGGGUUGCGUAUCGAAGUAGGAAUGGGACCGGUGUAACACUAUCCCCACGCACCGUAAACGGGCACGUCGAGCCCUCAUACUCCUCCUCAAUCAACUGCCACAUCCUCACCAGCAACACCGCUCCCAACGGCAUCGUCAAAGCCAACAAUGGCCACGAUAUCCUCGCCGUAAACGCCAUCUGCCACAACAUCACCACCUCCCAUUCCCCCACAGCCGACGAAGGCGAAGCCAGCGUGAACCUCACCAGCACAACCCAACCCUUCAUCUUCGCCCUCGGACCCACAGACAGGAAAAUACAAUCAGACAGCAAAACGGCUGGGAUACGCCGCCACGUGCUGUACGGCCAAUUCGCCAUGGACCUCUCGAAAACGGCACUUGCAGACUCCAAUCCAAUAGAUGAAGUAACAACACAGUUAAGCAGUGUAGGUAAUUGGCAGAAUUCAAACGCACAGCUGGUAGGCGACGUCACACGCGACCACGACUGGGCGCCAGCCACACACGGGGCAUUCAUGUGCGUGACGUUCGUGCUCGUGUUUCCUCUCGGGGUUGUCUUACUGCGUCUGCUUGAGCGCGUGAAGUGGCAUGCGUGGGUGCAGACUUUUGGUGUGGUGCUUGUUGUUGUGGGGUUGGGUGUGGGUGUGUACUUGGGGAUGCAGUAUAACCAUUCCAAGAACUUCAAUUCCGCGCACCAAGUCAUCGGGAUCAUCGUUGUGGUGUUUACGUUCGUGCAGCUUAGCAUCGGUGUCGUGCACCAUAGGCUGUAUGGACGCCAUGGCCAAUCUACAGCGCUUGGACGAAUUCAUCGUUACGUGGGACCGCUUGUACUGAUACUAGGUGCUGUGAAUGGGUUUCUUGGAUUCGAUUUUGCGGACGACGGCGGGCAUAAUGUUUGGUAUGGCGUUAUCGUGGGUGUUGUGUUUGUGGCGUUGGUUGCGGCGCUGCUUUGGGCCAGGCGACGGAGGAAGGUCAAGGAUGCGGUGAUGGAGAGGGGGGACAGUGAGGGGGAGGGAGCGUGUGUGCAUGGUGAAUCCGGGAGAGGAGUGGGAAGAGGUAUUCCGUUGAAGAUUUUUGGGAGGAAUUAG
Messenger RNA from Aaosphaeria arxii CBS 175.79, 1323 nucleotides. Its product is annotated as iron reductase domain protein. Lineage: Eukaryota; Fungi; Ascomycota; Dothideomycetes; Pleosporales. The record is from RefSeq and is a predicted model, not a curated record. The transcript has 4 exons. Bases 1 to 1323 code for a protein of 440 amino acids.